GCAGCGGCACGCCAAGCAGAGAGCUGCCUGAGGCGGCAGCUGUGGGGUCCAAACCGCGCGGCCGUUGGGCGGCAGGUGGCCCUGGACCGUGGGCAGGGGGCCCGGCAGAGACACAUACAGCUAGACGGCACAGCACUGGAGGAUUUUCUGUAGGAGGCAGUGACGUGCUCCAAGCCGGGAGAAUGGAAUGAAGUUAUUGGUGUGACAGACUCAGUCACCUCAGCUGGUUAGAUAAUCGGGCAGCUAACACGGUGUUCACAGUUGCUGGACUGAAGCAUGAGCCUCCAGCUGCAUGGUCUGGCCCAGUAGCACGUGGUGGGGCUGCAGUGUGUGCCUGCUCAUGGUUUGGGCCCUGCAGUGACCGGAACGGCCUAGGUUUUCACCAUGAUGAAGUUGUUAGUGGCCAAGAUCCUUUGUAUGGUGGGCGUGUUCUUCCUUAUGCUGCUGGGCUCUCUGCUCCCUGUGAAGAUCAUCGAGACGGAUUUUGAGAAGGCCCAUCGCUCGAAAAAGAUCCUCUCUCUCUGCAACACCUUUGGAGGCGGGGUCUUCCUGGCCACUUGCUUCAACGCUCUGCUGCCUGCCGUGAGGGAAAAGCUCCAGAAAGUUCUGAGCCUUGGGCACAUUAGCACCGACUACCCACUGGCGGAAACACUCAUGAUGCUGGGCUUCUUCCUGACGGUCCUCCUGGAGCAGCUGGUGCUGACCUUCCGUAAAGAGAGGCCAUCCUUCAUCGACCUGGAGACCUUCAAUGCUGGCUCAGACGUGGGCAGUGACUCAGAGUACGAGAGCCCCUUCAUGGGGGCUGCACGUGGCCAUGCGCUCUAUGUGGAACCCCAUGGCCAUGGCCACAGCCUGAGCGUGCAGGGCCUGGCGCGCCCCAGCCCUGUGCGCCUGCUCAGCCUGGCUUUUGCCCUGUCAGCCCAUUCGGUCUUUGAAGGCUUGGCCCUGGGCUUGCAGGAGGAGGGCGGGAAGGUUGUGAGUCUGUUCUUAGGUGUGGCUGUCCACGAGACGCUGGUGGCAGUGGCCCUGGGCAUCAGCAUGGCCAGGAGUGCCAUGCCGCUGAGGGAUGCAGCCAAGCUGGCGAUGGCUGUGAGCAUCACAAUCCCCCUGGGUGUGAGUGUGGGCCUAGGCAUAGAGAGCAGCCAGGGCAUGCCCAGCAGUGUGGCCUCUGUGCUGCUACAAGGCCUGGCAGGCGGCACCUUCCUCUUUGUCACCUUUUUUGAGAUCCUGGCCAAGGAGCUAGAGGAGAAGAGUGACCGCCUACUCAAGGUCCUCUUUCUGGUGCUGGGUUAUGCCGCCCUGGCUGGCAUGGUCUUCCUCAAGUGGUGAGUGUCUGUGCUAGUCCUCGCCAUUGCCACUCCACCGGGAGCCCUGGCCAGACCCAGGCCACAUCCGUAAGACAGAGCGAGUGCUGCGCCCCUGCUGCUGCUGCCCGCGCACAGGGACCUUGGACCAGGCUGCAUCCCAGCCCCACACUCCAAGCCUCAGGGCACUGCUCCUUUUUGAAAUACUUAAAAGUAUUUACCAAAGCUGCAUGCCUGUGAACCUUGGGCAAGGGAUCUUGUAACUGGGGGAGGUGGGCCUGGGCUAGGCUGGGUAGCUGUGUACCCCUAGCCUGCAGAUCAGGACAGGGGCAUUUGUGAAGCUGCACCCAGAGCAGGAGCAGCACUGUCCACACUGUGGGAACUGGUUAAGAGGCUCCUAGGCCCACAUCUACCACCUGACCCUGUUACUAAGACCAGACCCCACCACAAACCUCCCCCCAAGUCCUGAGAGCAUCCUGAGGUUUAUUAGAGGUUUGCAUUGCUGCAGUGGGGCACUGCAGGUGGUUUCUGAAGAGAUCUCCCCAACAUGGGAUGCCCAUCCACAGCCAUAUAGCCUGUGCUCUGUCCCUCCUGCUAUGCUAGGGCGUGCCGCAGAACAUAGACUUUUCCUAAACCCUCAGGUGUGCCAUCACCUCUCUUUCUGGUGCAGCCCCCUUGGAAUAGGGAGGAGGCUAGAACCACCACGUCUGGUGAGCAUCUUGGUUUUCUGAGGUACAUGAGCAUAGCCAGGGCUUCUUGCAAUCGGUGCUUUGCUCCAGACAUGCCCAGAGUCUCCUGAGGAAAACAGGUCCCUCUGGCCAUGGGGCUGGGGCCCUGUGGUGCUAUGUGCCACCAAGCACAACACACGGUGAAACCAGUCACUGCCCUAGAGGAUAGAAGAGCAGGAGACAAACAGCUGGGCGUGGGCAAGGGAAGCCCUGGGCUCCAGUUCCGUGGCAACCUCCCCUCAGCCUGGCCUGUUGUCCCAGUAACCUUGGCCAGUGUGUCUUGGGAAAUGAGAGUUGGGUGAGACACCUUCCUUUGGAUUUUGCUCUGCCUGGCUCAAAGUCACCUGUGGUGCAACAGGAGGGAGCCCAGCCUGGCAGCCUGGGCUGAGUGCUCUGGUAGGCUACACCCACCUCAAGUCCCAGCCGCCCAGCUCUGUUAGGGGCUCUUUGUGACCAGCUGUUCCCAUAUCCUCCCUCAUAUGCUCAGCACUGGGCAUUAGGGCCCAGGUACACUCCUUUCUAUAAUCCUGGGUUCCCUUCCUAUGCUCAGAUGACCAUCCCACGGGGGAACCAGACAAGCCCCCCAGCAUGGAGAGGUCCCCAUUUUCCCCAGGGCCUGGGCUCAGCAGGGCCUCCCCUCCAUCACUCCAGCCAGAUGGAGAGUUCCAGGCCCAGCUAAUGACUUACUGAGAGGUUGGCACCCUUGGCUAGCUGGCCUUUUGCAGCCAGCUCAACCUUACCAGGCUCAGGAAAAAAUAACCUUCAAGAUAGCCCUGACCUCUAAGAGUUGUUAGAAGUUUCAGGAAAUAAACCAGAAUUCACUCCCCACCCCCCAGCUCUUGGGGCCCUGAACAUGUGCCCCAGCCUCUCCCCCCUAAACUUCCACUUCAAGGAUCCCUACUGUUGCUAUUGGGAGUAUCAGGUUCAUUUCUAGGAGCUUCUGAAUAUUUUACUGGGAACCCAUCUCUGACCCUCAUGUAGCCUGACCCUGUCCUAUGUCUGGCCCAGUAGGUGUAAAAGCAUCACUGUCUAAAAUGCAGUGUUUUCCCAUCUCUGCCACUUCACCCUGAAACCAUGCCUGAGAACCAGAAGGUUCUCCUGUUUGGCCUUUGCCCUGGGUGGGUGGCCUGUUGUGAAGCCCAGAACCCUGCCAGAGGAGGGUAUGGAAUCUGCACACAAAUCCCAGGUAGCCCCAUGUGGGGGCAGAGUGCAGUCUGCUUGGGGUCCCUGCUUUGUGCCCCUUAAUCUACCUCUGCCAGAAGUAAGAAGUGAGGUCUUGUCCUUCCAUCUGCUGUCAGCUUUCCAGUGUGGCCCUAGGGGCAUCAGCAAGCCUGCUAACCUUGGCCUGAGGAUCCCAAGCUGCCUCUUCCCCUUCUCCCCAGAGAAGCUUUCAAGACCAUGUCAUUCCCCCAAGGGCACCUCCAAGCCACCACGGAGCCCCAUGGUGCGGAAGGACCCCAAAUACCCACUCCACUAGUCUGCAGGCCCAUGGGGCCACAGCUAGAAAUUGUGGGACCUGUGCAGAUUCACCUGGGUACCUCAGCCCAGCAAUCUCAGUCUCUCCAGUACUCCACAUGCUGCUUGCCAUGCCUUGUGUUUGCAGGGCUGUGGCUGGCCUGGUUGCCCUUCUCUCAUUAGGGUUCCACCAGCCCCAGGAAAGCCACUUCCAGGCCCUGCUGAGGAUACUGGGACCCUAAGCGGUCUAGGAGGAGGCUAAGCUGGUGUAGCAGGGCCACAGCCUGCAGGAUUGUGCUCCCUUGUCCUCCAACAAGAGCUAUAGGGGAAACGGCAGAUUCUGUCAGCUACAGUUGGGCCACCUGGUGUCUUUCAGACUGGCGCCGCCCUGCUUUCCCCACUUUUAAUGAGGAAAUCAGCACUGCUCCACAUUAGGGUGAAAAGAAGCAGGGUGGUCAGCUUGCUCACCUGACAGGCGGAGAAGCAAGGCCACAUCUCAGGCCACCUGCCCAACAGGGGCCAAGUCUGGCCCAGAGCAGGGUCUUCUGAGGCUGCCCAGUGGCUCUUAUCACUGUCACUUGGUCAAAAGAGCUUCCACUUGAGGAAGGCUAUGGAUUUGUUACUGCCUGCAGGCACGGACUGGCACCUGCUUUAGCUAGAUAUCACAAGUCCUGCCAGAUGGGAUAGCAUCAGCCUGGGAGGCAUUAUCCAUUUUUGUGGCUCUGUGGGAUUGUCCAGUGGCCUGUGGAGCACAGAGGCAGCCUCCUCAGAGGUCUCUUUUACUGCCCGUGGUUAUCAACUGGAGGUGGAUUCUGCCCACUAGAGGACACCGGGCCAUGCCUGCGGACAUCUGUGGUUGUCAUGAUGGCGUGCUCCUGCUGUGGGGUGGGUGGAGGCAGGGGCACUACUUAGCACUUGCAGUGCCCAGAAGAGCCCAUCCCAGAGAACGCUCCAGCCCCAAAGUCCAAGGGCCUAGGGGCAGAGACCCAGCCCUAACUCAUGAGAAGACCUAGUGCAAGUGAUGGUGGAUUGCCUACAAAGGCCAAGUCAUGACAUCAGAGAUGGCGGACAGAGGAGAGGGUGCAGGUAGCUGCCAACAUUUAACCUACAGGCAGGGACCAGAAACAGCCACUGGGGUUGGACAGGAUUGUGCCCAAAUAGCACAAACAGGUUUCUCUUUUAAAAAAAAAAAAAAAAAAGGAAAAAACAAAAUUCUAAGCACAAAACUCCAAGCUGCAUUUAUCUGAAUGCCUUGCCCCUAGCAUUUGCCUGACACUCUUGGCCAGGGGUGGGCAGGUCACAGGCAAGAAGGACUACAGUCAGGCCCAGGCCCUGGACACAGGCCCAGCAGCCUUGUCCAGAGCCCAAGCAGGUACCGUCAUGGGGUAGGAUGGGUCAGGGGCAGGCUGGAGAGUCAACUCAGGACUUGGGCUCAGGUCCCUGCCCAGGGAGCGGGCAGCCUCCCUCAGGAGCCCUCCAUGGAGGGUCUUAUCACAGAAACAGCUGGACAGAGUCAACCAGAUCACCCCCACCCCCUGAUCUGUAGACAAAGCAGAAAUGGCAAGGCAGCACCCAGGCCUCGCGACUGAAUCAACUAUAAUAACAGUGUGUCGGGCUUCC
Nycticebus coucang (slow loris) is the source of this 5107-nucleotide messenger RNA. It is a transcript of the gene SLC39A3, whose product is annotated as solute carrier family 39 member 3. Gene Ontology annotation, biological process: zinc ion transmembrane transport. The record is from RefSeq and is a predicted model, not a curated record. Bases 385 to 1329 code for a protein of 314 amino acids. The transcript is spliced from 4 exons. Gene Ontology annotation, molecular function: zinc ion transmembrane transporter activity. Gene Ontology annotation, cellular component: plasma membrane. Lineage: Eukaryota; Metazoa; Chordata; Mammalia; Primates; Lorisidae.